Molecule: messenger RNA, 954 nt
Organism: Mycotypha africana
Lineage: Eukaryota; Fungi; Mucoromycota; Mucoromycetes; Mucorales; Mycotyphaceae
Exons: 1
Molecular function (GO): protein binding
Source: RefSeq, a predicted model, not a curated record
UAUGUGAGAAACAUGAAAUACAGCAAUCAGUUGCAGGAACAUGUAGAAUAUACCCUUCGCCGAAUGAAAGAAAAGGGCAUCGAACCCUCAGAACAUACAUAUUUACUAGCUAUUCUCGGCAUGGCCAGGCAACGACAUAAAAUGCCAUAUCAAGAAUCGAGAAUGGAAAAGUGGUUUUAUGAAUUUCUGGCAUUGCAAAUGAAAAAACCAAAGCCUUUCAAUAACUUGAAAACAGUUCUGCUCGCCAUGUCUAGACAAGGGCACCCUAAUUUGAAAGAAAUGUUUCUAACGAUACAUCAGGCCUAUCCUUAUCUCGACGUAGAAUGUUGGAAUGCGGCGCUGAGAGGAUGUAUGAGAGCAAAGACUCCAGGAAAAGCGCAACAACUGUUUGACAUAGCCCGAAAAAUCAAUAAGGUGGAUGCAGACAGUUAUAUGAUUAUGGUAGACUCUUAUCUACAUUUCAAAGAUCACACAUCUGCGAAAGAAAUAUUUGUGACAAUGAUGAACGAUAAGAAAUAUACAGCAGAUAGCCGCUUUUAUGGAACUUUUAUCAUAUAUUAUACGAAAUCCAGACCUAAUCGAGAGACAUUUGAAACAAUAGAUAAACUGUGGCAAGCAGUAUUGACCACUACACAAAGGGAUGAAAAAAUACCACCUGCCUGGAUAGAGGCAUCUUUAAGAUAUUAUCAUAAAUACGGUGGGCUAGCCAAUGCAGAACAGCUGUUUCUGGAUCUAAAAAUAAGACACCAGACAUUAAAUAAGAACUGCAUAAGCCUUAUGUACGAUAUUAUCUGCAAAUUUUCGAGAAGACGACAGUUGAGGUCAGCUAUUUCACUGUACUAUGAUAUGCUAGCAGAAGGUUACCCAAUCGAUAAUACGGCUUUGCUAGCUAUUAUCAAAACUUUAAAAAAAAUCGAUGAUUUACCAACAGCAGAAAGCCUCAUUAAGUUAAUA